Messenger RNA from Anoplopoma fimbria (sablefish), 3078 nucleotides. RefSeq names its product DNA topoisomerase Ib (gene top1b). Lineage: Eukaryota; Metazoa; Chordata; Actinopteri; Perciformes; Anoplopomatidae. Gene Ontology annotation, cellular component: chromosome; nucleolus. Gene Ontology annotation, molecular function: DNA binding; DNA topoisomerase type I (single strand cut, ATP-independent) activity. The record is from RefSeq and is a predicted model, not a curated record. Gene Ontology annotation, biological process: chromosome segregation; DNA topological change; DNA replication. The transcript has 21 exons. The coding region runs from base 49 to 2352 and encodes 767 amino acids.
AACAGCUGUGUCCACUUCACCUGCUCCACCAAACCAAAACAACCCAACAUGAGCGCAGAACACACACACGGGAACUCACAGGUUUAUUCUGCAGCUAAAGGAAGCGAACCGCAGAAACAUAAAGACAAACACAAAGACAAAGAGCACCGACACAAAGACCACAAGAAAGACAAGGAGCGAGAGAGGUUCAAGCAGAGCAACAGCGAACACAAGGACCACUCUGAGAAGAAACACAGGGACAAAGAGAAGCUGAAGCACAGCAAUGGCAGCUCAGACAAGCACAGGGAAAAACACAAAGAGAAGGACAAAGAGAAGAGGAGAGAAGAGAAGAUCAAAUCCUACCACGUAGAAAAGCCGAAAAAGGAGAAAGAAAAUGGAUAUGUGAGAGAAAGAAGUCCCGCUGCCAUUAAGAGCGAACCCGAAGAAGACAACGGAUUCUAUCCGUCUCCCCAACACAACAGGACCUCCAAACGAGAGUUCGACGAUGAAGAAUUUGAAUACAAGCCCAAAAAAGUCAAGACAGAGCACGACAAAAAGGCCAAGAAGAGGAAACAUGAGUACGAGGAGGACGACGAGGACGAGGACAUCAAGCCCAAAAAGAAGACAAAAGACAAGAAAGCAACGGAAGGAAAGAAAGCCAAAAAGGAGGAGGAGGAGAAGUGGAAAUGGUGGGAGGAGGAAAGAUCCACCGAUGGAUCCAAAUGGCGCUUCCUUGAGCACAAGGGUCCAGUGUUUGCACCGCCGUAUGAAGCCAUGCCUGACAAAGUCAAGUUUUACUAUGAUGGUAAGCCUAUGAAACUGAAUGCUCCCGCCGAGGAGGUAGCUACGUUUUUUGCCAAGAUGUUGGAUCACGAGUACACCACCAAGGACAUCUUCAGGAAGAACUUCCUCAAGGACUGGAGGAAGGAAAUGACAUCAGAGGAGAAAUCAAAGAUCACCGACCUGAACAAGUGCGACUUCGGUGAGAUGAAUGAGUACUUCAAGGCCCAAUCAGAAGCGAGGAAACAGAUGUCGAAACAGGAGAAACAGAAAAUCAAAGAGGAGAACGAGAGACUCCUCCAGGAGUACGGUUUCUGCAUCAUGGACAACCACAAGGAGAGGAUCGGAAACUUCCGCAUCGAGCCGCCGGGACUGUUCCGAGGACGAGGGGAUCACCCGAAGAUGGGCAUGUUGAAGAGACGCAUCAGACCCCAAGACAUCAUCAUCAACUGCAGCAAGGACUCCAAGCAGCCUAAACCUCCUCCAGGGACAAAGUGGAAGGAGGUUCGCUAUGACAACAAGGUGACCUGGCUGGCCUCUUGGACGGAGAACAUCCAGGGCUCCAUCAAAUACAUCAUGUUGAAUCCGAGCUCCAGGAUCAAGGGGGAGAAGGACUGGCAGAAAUAUGAGACCGCUCGUCGGUUGAAGAAGUGCGUGGAUCGAAUCCGUACCCAGUAUAGAGACGACUGGAAGUCCAAAGAGAUGAGGAUCAGGCAGAGAGCUGUGGCUUUGUAUUUCAUAGACAAGCUUGCACUGAGAGCAGGCAACGAAAAGGAGGAAGGUGAGACGGCGGACACCGUCGGCUGCUGCUCGCUGCGGGUGGAGCACAUCAAACUCUACCCCAAGAUGGACGACCAGGAGUACGUGGUGGAGUUUGACUUCUUGGGAAAGGACUCCAUCCGCUACUACAACAAGAUCCCCGUGGAGAAGAGGGUGUUUAAAAACCUCCAGCUGUUCCUGGAGAACAAGCAGCCUGAAGACGACCUCUUUGACAGACUGAAUACUUCUAUCCUGAAUAAGCACCUCCAGGAGCUGAUGGACGGCCUGACAGCCAAGGUCUUUCGUACCUACAACGCCUCCAUCACCCUCCAACAGCAGCUCAAGGAACUUGCCUGCCCUGAUGACAGCCUCCCAGCUAAAAUCCUGUCUUACAACCGUGCCAACCGGGCGGUGGCCAUCCUCUGCAACCACCAGAGAGCUCCACCCAAAACCUUUGAGAAGUCCAUGCAGAACCUUCAGACCAAGAUCGACGAGAAACAGAAUCAACUGUCGGCAGCCAGGAAGCAGCUGAAGUCUGCCAAGGCUGAACACAAGGCUUCCCACGAUGAGAAGAGCAAAAAGACUCUGGAGGUGAAGCGUAAAGCUGUCCAGAGGAUAGAGGAGCAGCUGAUGAAGCUCCAGGUCCAGGCCACCGACAGAGAGGAGAACAAGCAGAUCGCUCUGGGCACCUCCAAGCUCAACUACCUGGAUCCACGCAUCUCUGUGGCAUGGUGCAAGAAAUGGUCCGUCCCCAUCGAGAAGAUCUACAACAAAACGCAGAGGGAGAAGUUUGCCUGGGCGCUCGACAUGGCUGAGAAGGACUACGAGUUUUAAACACACUUGACGUUUUAAUCUUUUUCUUUUAAAGUCACGCCUUUUGAUUGUAGAGGUUUGUAGUUGAGGUCAAACGAUUCCACAGUGAGUGGUUACGGCAGGGCUGCUGGAGCUCGGUUACAUAAUUGUGCUAUAUAUAGAUAAAUAUAUAUAUAUAUACACAUAUGGAUUGGUUGUGAAUAUAGGAACUCCUGAACCAUUUGACCAAGCUGCCAAAGGGCGUCUCCCUUAAAAGAAAUGACAGCAGUGCGUAUGUAGCUGCAGCUUUCUGCCCACGAUCAAACCCAGAUGAACACAUGAGUAUUAUCUGUCAUCGGACACGACCGUCCUGAAAUGUUUAAGCCAUCUGACCUUGCCGAGACGUUCUAUAUUCUCAUAGAAUAAUGAAUUAAUAAAUGUUUGUACGGGGGACUGCGAGGAGCAACAUGAGAGAUAAUAGGAUGAAUUUCAAUUUGUGGAAAUGUGUGAAAGAUUGGUACAAUAAAAGGACGGACUGGUGGCAGUGUGAAGUGUAUAGAAACCCGAGCACUAUGUUCAUUUAACUAUUAGCACACAGAAUGUCAUCUUUGUUUCUCAUUUAGUUCGCUGUUUAUUUCAGGGAUGUACAUAUUUUAUCGUCAUUUUUAAGUAACUAUGAUUCCGUGUUUUAUAAAAAUGUGCUCUGUAUGCAUCAUCAACGAUAAGCUCUUCAUUGCUUAUAUGCAACUCGUGUGUGUGUGUGUGUGU